UAUCAUUCACCGGAAGAGAGAGAAGGGAUGGAGUGGGUGUGAAGGUUUGAAGAAUUGUCAAGUCUUGAAAUAAGGGCUUUUAUUUAGAAGGAUUUCUUAUUACCAUACCGGAAAUGACGCCAUCGACAUGCUCCCGGAGGUCAAAAAGGUACUCUAAAGUCCUGCCAUUGACUGCAUUGUCGUUGUUGCCACACGAGCAGGACAAUAUGAAUCCACUCAGUUCAGAGAAGGAAACAUUGAUGGAUGAAAUCGAAAAGAGUUUAUGGAAUUUAACUGAGGACAAUUUACGCUACCUGUGUGAACGUCAUGGCAAAGAUGGCUCUGAAAUUAAAGUUAUGAAUCAUCGCUUAUUAAGGCGUAAAGUCAUGGAGGAAAUGUGGGACAAUACGGAUUCAAUGAAAUCAGAGGAGCAGGGAAUGUCUUGGUUAGUCCAACUGAAAGAGGACAUCAGGAGGACACAGGAGGAGGGUAGCAGUGCACUCAUGAGUCCCAGCCAAUCAGAUGACGUAGACUGGAAUGAAGAGGGAGGAACUAGGUGGCCUAGCAACAGACUGGAGGCUAAAUCUGAUUUAGAGAGGCACACACCAGAGCAGAGGGAGAGUGAUGUGACUACUUCCCAGUCUGAAAGUGUUUUUCUCAAACCACACUUGUGCACUAAAUGUGGAAAGGGAUUCCAUCAGGCUGGCUGUCUUAAGAGACACCUGAGGACUCAUACGGGGGAGAAACCAUUUGUUUGCCCUUGUUGUGGGAGGGCUUGGAGUGAUUCUGGAAACUUAAAGAGACACAUGAGAAAAACUCACCCAGGAGAGGAGAUGGUUGUUAAGAGGGUUGACACUCAGAGGAGUGACCCUACAGAGAGUAGGGAGGAAAUUAAUGUGGAUUCAAUUAAAUCGGAGGAGCAGGGAACGUCUCGGUCACUCCAGCUGAAAGAGGAGGAUGCUUGCGGUGCGCCCGUGAGUCCCAGCAAGGCUCAUGCUGAUGAUGUAGACCGCAACGUUGAGGACAGGGAUUGGUUGCCUGGCAUCGGACUGAAGGCGGAGCCUAUGAGUCCCAGACAAUCCGAUGAUGACGCUGCAGACCGCAAAGAAGAAUGGAACGAAGCGGGAGGCGCUACGUUGCCUAGCGAUGGACUGGAGGCGGAGUCAGCUCGAGAGCGCCACAGUUGCGACAAGCCUCUCUUGCCCUCCUCCACCCUCGCAGAGUCCCCGAGUCGUGCCUCUCCCGGUGGCGCCUUAUUGUGCGGUCUGAAGAGGGUGUCUGUGCGGCUUGUCGACUGCAGGAAGACACCGGGGCAGAGUGGCCUUCAAAUACACAAGGCAACACAGACGGGAGAGAAACCCCACAGCUGGUCUAAUGCUGAACAACACAAAACCCUCUCAGGAGACAGGCCUGGCUCCCAUAUCUGUGAUCACUGCGGGAAGAAUUUUACCACUGCUACCAAUCUGAAAAGACACUUCCUGUAUUUGUCUGGAGAGAAACCAUACAUGUGCUCUGAAUGCGGAAAGAGAUUCACGCAGGCCGGCAGUCUUAAGAUACACCAGAGAACUCAUACUGGGGAGAAACCGUACAUCUGCCCUCGUUGUGGGAAGGCUUGGAGUGAUUAUGGAAACUUAAAGAGACACAUGAGAAGGCAUACUGUUAAACAAUACACGGUGAAACCUCACCACUGCUCGGAUUGUGGGAAACAAUUCAUUGUAAAAUCAAGCCUUAAACAUCACCGGCUAGUUUUUCACACAGAUCACCCUCAUCGCUGUGGUCAAUGUAAGAAGAGCUUCAUAACUGCAGAAAGACUGGAAUCACACAUAAAAACACAACACCCGCCAAGGGAUCCUCUGAAGAACCCACACGUGUGCUCUGAAUGUGGAAAGGGCUUCCAUCAGGCCGGCUGUCUUAAGAGACACCUGAGAACUCAUACGGGGGAGAAACCGUUUGUUUGCCCUCGUUGUGGGAGGGCUUGGAGUGAUUCUGGAAACUUAAAGAGACACAUGAGAAAAACUCACCCAGGAGAGGAGACGGUUGUUAAGAGGGUCGACACUCAGAGGAGUGAGCCUACAGAGAGUAGGGAGGAAAUGAAUGUGGAUUCAAUUAAAUCGGAGGAGCAGGGAACGUCUCGGUCACUCCAGCUGAAAGAGGACAUCAGAAGGAUACUGGUGGAUGCCAGCGGUGCACCAAUGAGUCCCAACCAAGCCGAUGAUUAUUCUGAAGACUGUGACGAGGGAGGAACUUGGUUGCCUAGCAAAAGACUGGAGGCGAAAUCUGAUCUAGAGAGGCACACGCCAGAGCAGAGGGAGAGUGAUGUGACUACUUCCCAGUCAGAAAGUGUUUUUCUCAAACCACACUUGUGCACUAAAUGUGGUAAGGGAUUCAAAAAAGCCGGCUGUCUUAAGAGACACCUGAGGACUCAUACGGGGGAGAAACCAUUUGUUUGUUCUUGUUGUGGGAAGGCUUGGAGUGAUUCUGGAAACUUAAAGAGACACAUGAGAAAAACUCACCCAGGAGAGGAGAUGGUUGUUAAGAGGGUCGACACUCAGAGGAGUGAGCCUACAGAGAGUAGGGAGGAAAUGAAUGUGGAUUCAAUUAAAUCGGAGGAGCAGGGAACGUCUCGGUCACUCCAGCUGAAAGAGGAGGAUGCUUGCGGUGCGCCCGUGAGUCCCAGACAGGCUCAUGCUGAUGAUGUAGACUGCAACGUUGAGGACAGGGAUUGGUUGCCUAGCAUCGGACUGAAGGCAGAGCCCAUGAGUCCCAGCCAAUCCGAAGAUGACACUGCAGACCGCAAAGAAGAAUGGAACGAAGCGGAAGGCGCCCUUCGUUGUGGGAAGGCUUGGAGUUAAUAAAGAGACCAUGAAAAGAGCUCAACCACCACCCAAUCAGCAUGUCCCUUAUCCCUACCCAAUCAGCAUGUCCCUUAUCGCUACCCACCACCCAAUCAGCAUGUCCCUUAUCCCUAACCAAGACCCAAUCAGCAUGUCCCUUAUCCCCACCCAAUCAGCAUGUCCCUUAUCCCUAACCAAGACCCAAUCAGCAUGUCCCUUAUCCCUACCCACCAUCCAAUCAGCAUGUCCCUUAUCCCUAUCCACCACCCAAUCAGCAUGUCCCUUAUCCCUACCCACCAACCUGGUUUACACCUGUCCAAUCCCUUACAGGUGUGUUUACUACUUCAAGGAAACAAGAUGUGAAGCAUGUGUUUUUUUUAAAGGGUUGUUUUAAAGGGAUGUUGUAGUUGUUUUUAAUGGAGACAGGUUAGAAGUAGAGACGGAGACAGAUGAGGAGGGAAGACAGUGAGGAGUAGAUGCAGGGAUUGAACCCUGGACUCCAGUGGGGAGGCUGAGGCAUACAUAGAGCAUCCAGCUGUGCUACCACAAGACUACAGGCUAUGUACAGAAGGAAGCAUUUCUAAAAGUAUUGGAACACUGCCCUAGACUCAGCCGGUCCCAAAUAACACCUUAUGCUCUAUAUAGUGCACUACUUUUGACCCCUGCCCAUCGGGGUGCCAUUUUGGAUUCAGGACGUCCCAAACCCCAACCUACCACGUGCCCUUGCUCGGCCCUCACUAGUGCUGUGGCGGUCAGCAGGUGAUUGUCAAGUAAAUAACUGCCGGUCUCAUGGCAAUUGACCAUUUAAUUAUCAUAAACAUGUUUAACCUACAAGCCACUGAUGCGGGCUCCCUAGUGGCGCAGCGGUCUAAGGCACUGCAUCUCAGUACUACAGGCGUCACUACAGACCCUGGUUCGAUUCCAGGCUGUAGCACAA
Molecule: messenger RNA, 3750 nt
Organism: Oncorhynchus mykiss (rainbow trout)
Lineage: Eukaryota; Metazoa; Chordata; Actinopteri; Salmoniformes; Salmonidae
Source: RefSeq, a predicted model, not a curated record